AUGACCACAAGCUUUUGUGGUACAUGGGACAUCAUCGACGACAACUUUGAAGGGUACAUGAUUGCAUUAGAUUUAAGCGCUUGUUUGAGAAAGAUUGCUCUGAAGUUGAAGAUGAGGAAACUGAUAGAACAGCAGGGCGUCAUCAAAACAUACAGCACCUUCAGGAAGUGCACCGUGUCCUUCCGAGUGGGUCAGCAGUUUGAGGAGAUCUCAGAGGGAGACAACAGGCACAUGAAGUCCCUGGUAAGGUGGGAUGGGAACAAGCUGGUGUGCGAACAGACUGGUGAGAUGAAGAAGAGGGGGUGGUGUCACUGGAUUGAAGAGGACAAGCUUCACCUGGGACAACAUUGUCAUCAUAUAUAG
This is a messenger RNA of Phycodurus eques (leafy seadragon), 363 nucleotides long. It is a transcript of the gene rbp7a, whose product is annotated as retinol binding protein 7a, cellular. Gene Ontology annotation, cellular component: nucleus; cytosol. The record is from RefSeq and is a predicted model, not a curated record. Gene Ontology annotation, biological process: fatty acid transport. Lineage: Eukaryota; Metazoa; Chordata; Actinopteri; Syngnathiformes; Syngnathidae. Gene Ontology annotation, molecular function: fatty acid binding.